Molecule: messenger RNA, 1071 nt
Organism: Penicillium chermesinum
Lineage: Eukaryota; Fungi; Ascomycota; Eurotiomycetes; Eurotiales; Aspergillaceae
Product: Ldh family oxidoreductase
Exons: 1
Coding region: 1-1071 (356 amino acids)
Molecular function (GO): oxidoreductase activity
Source: RefSeq, a predicted model, not a curated record
AUGUCCGACACAGCUCAACAGACCCGCUACGUUACACCUGCAGACCACCAACAAUUUGUCCAAGAUGUGCUGGUUGCGAACGGUGUGCCAAAAGACAAUGCAGUGAUAAUAUCUCACUGUCUUCUGCAAGCCGAUCUACGAGGCGUGGACACCCACGGCGCAAAUCGGAUCCCGUCGAACAUCGAAAGAAUCCGCCACAAGAUUCUCGACCCUACUGCUGAGCCCCAACUACGCCAGGUCACCUCGGUCGCCGCACAGGUCGACGGGAAAAAUGGCUUUGGGUUUCUCGCCGCCGACAUGGGCAUGCAGCGCGCCAUAGAAAUGGCACAAGAGGCUGGCAUUGGCCUGGUCUCCGUGAAACAUUCCAACCACUACGGCAUGGCCGCCUGGAUUGUCCAGAAGGCCAUUGAUGCGAACAUGAUGGCGCUCGUCUUCACGAACUCAUCGCCUGCCCAGCCAGCCUGGGGGAGUCGCGAGAAGCGGAUGGGUGUGUCUCCUCUCGCGUGUGGCGCCCCGGCUCAGAAUGAUGCUCGGCCUUUUAUUCUCGACAUGGCCCCCUCGGUGGUCGCCCGGGGUAAGAUUUACAAGGCGCUUCGUCGGGGCGUGUCUAUCCCCGGCGACUGGGCCCUCGACAGCGAGGGCAAGCCGACGACCGAUCCUGCGCGCGCUCUGGAGGGGGUGAUGUUGCCGAUGGGAGGCCCGAAGGGUUCUGCGCUUUCCAUCAUGAUGGAUGUGUUUUCCGGAGUCUUUUCUGGUUCUGCCUUUGCUGGACAUGUCGGGGGCCCUUACGACUUUUCCAAGACGGCUGAUGUGGGCCAUUUUUUUGUGGCUAUCAAGCCCGACCUCUUCAUGUCGUUGGCUGAGUUCAAGUCUCGUAUGCAGUACUUGUAUGAGCGGGUCACCACGGGCGUGAAGGCGGAGGGUGUAGAUCGAAUCUAUUUCCCCGGCGAAAUCGAACUUAUGAACAAGGAAAAGCGGCUGCAAGAAGGCAUUCCAUUCACCCAGCCCGAGAUUGAUGCCAUGAACAAGGAGGCAGAGCGGGCGGGAGUGCCUUUGCUGAAAUACUCAUGA